AGGAAGACUCAAUCAGUUCGUCACUAAUUACCUUCAUCAUUAUCCAAUCACGUCUUUAUACUCCUGUAUAAAAGAUCGUACUUACACAUGUUUGAGUUCGCAGAUGCCAACGCGACAACAACCGCAGAUUCCGACGCGAUUGUACUUGCUCAAGCUGUUGUGUUUAUUCAUCUACUUGCUGUAAUUAAGUUCGUGCCCCGCAAACUAUCUAGAGUUCGACGUUCCUCUAAGAUGCACACGGGAUCGUUGGCUUAGCUCUGUGUCGCGGUGAUUAUCUGCAGUCGUUUGUGUUGGAUUAUUUACAAGCUUUUCUCGGCAGAGGAUGUGAACAUUGGCGGAGUUCCGUGUGCUUCCAGGCCAGGGUUGCCAGGUUCUCAAAACCACCAGUUACUACUAUUAAUUAAAAAAAAAAAAAAAAAAAAAAAAAAAAAAAAAAAAAAAAAAAAUAGCCCAAUCGCGUUCAAAAGGGAUUUAUCGGUAGAAUUCACAUUCUAGGGGCUAUAUAUAACACUAUUGGGGUCACCUCAAACCCAGGACAGAAAAGGCAACCCACAAAAAAAAAAAAAAAAAAAAAAAUACGGUCUUGGCAACGCUGGUGCUUUCCGAGAUGUCGCGUCAGUGCUGCUUGGGUCUCAACACCUGAAAAGACUUCGGUCUCAAUCAACAAAUAUUCAUCUGUACGCUCACGUGAACCUGCAGCAAUGAAGUUUCUCCGGACCAGCAGACAGAAUUAAGGCUGCCAGUCUCUUCGGCAUCUCGCCUCCAUCACUUCACAAGUCUACAGCAUUAUAAGUAUCAUUUUGUUCUAUGCACUUGCGGCGCCUGGGCAUUAAUUUAUUCUCUGCAAGGAUUUAUACUUGCACGUUCAAAUAAAACACUGGGCGUUUCGCUUGUUUAUUGACUUGCACAGCAUAAUUAAGAUGUUGAUCAUAGUGCAUGCAAUUUUCAGAAUUUCUUCGUAAUGAGGCACUUUAAGGCUCAUCAUAAACGCUACAAUCUUUAUACUGAUAAAGAUUUUUCGCAUUUCUUAAAAAAAAAAAAAAAAAAAAAAAAAAAAAAGCUCUGUCUAGCACACUUGAGAUUCGCUGUUUUAAUCCUAUGUUUUAAUAUUUGCUUAUUCAGUCUUUCAUUUGCGUUAUUCCUGAAAGUUCAUACUCUAAUGGGAUUCUAUGGUUGCAGAUGCAGGGAAUCGCUGCUUUCACCUCAUCUUUACAUGGCUUACUCUUGGGCUAGCGAAUCAUGAACACCGGAUCUACCAAGCUGAUGCGUAUAUGGACCCUUCUUUUGAGUCGUAGGUAAGAUUCGGCUCAAUGCUCCGUCAGCUGGCAUAUAACUCCACGUGACACGAGUUGCUGCUGACCUUAUUUCAGAGUAGUGACAUAUCUCCAGUUUAAACCGAAUAUUAAUUAGCAGGCAUGGUUUGUUUGCACUCCUGGUCUUCGUCUCAAGGCGCGGUCGCACUUGACUUUAAACAUGCGAAAUUAUUUCGAACGCCACUGCGAAUAUGGGCGGGAACAAGAUAAAACAGUCUCCCCUCAAUUAUUACAAGAUGGAUUAUUAUGUUUGCUAGCACUGUGUCUUUUGCAACGGCGUCGGAAGCGUUUUAUUAUAUUGUAACGUUACUCUGUAUCUCUCUAUAAAUAUAUACACCCUAAGGGGAGGAGGGGGAGAAGAAAGAAAGAGAGAGGAAAAAAAAAAAAAAAAAAAAAAAAUAUAUAUAUAUAUAUAUAAAACGUUGUCAUUCCAAUGUAUCACCUGUUCCCGUCGACACUACAAACCAUGCAGCUUUUCUUUUAUAAAUCUUUUAAUGUAUUAUAAACUAGGACGCUGUGCAACAGCUAAAGUAUAUAGCGCUUCCUUUUUGAAUUUUUGUACAGAGGCCAUGCAGCAAUGUAUCGCUCUUCUACUGGUCCACAUCCUCACGUUAUGCAAAUUCCCUGGUCAGAGUUCACCAAACUUGAACUUUGGAACGCAGCGAAAUGCAAAAUUUUUCGCAUAAGCUUGCGUUUCCGGUCCGACGCAUUCGCAUGCGUAUGAAUGGAAGUCAAUGGAGAGAAAAGUGCAGUGUGACCGCCCAUCACUCAUAACUAACUAACGGCCGGAGGGGCGUGUUAAGUAGGUUCUGCUCAUGCUAUCAAACUGACGUCAUCAGAAAAUUAUUCGUUACAGGGUGGAAAUAUUCAGAAUUUGAUAAGAUUGCUAAGACAAACAAUGUUUAAUUGUUUACAUCAAGAUUAGCUAUGUGUGCUAGUAAGUCAAUUCGAUUUAUGCGUAUUUUAAACUUAACCUCUGAUACCUCAACUUAAUAUUAUAAAAAAAAAUAAAAAAAAAAUAAAAAAAAAAUAAAAUAAAAUAAAAAAAUUGGGGAGUGACAGUUAAGGGGUUAAGCUACAAUCAAGGCUUGUUUAUAUUCGCGCAUCUACUGGUGUUGGUUCAUCACUCUUACUCGGCUGUUGCGGCUUUCACUUUACACUUUUAAACUUUCAGACAGCUGUGCCCUCAGCCAACCCGGAUUCUUCAGUCUGCCCUCCGUUAGCAGACAUAAUACUAAACGAAGUGCUACGUCAGUUGGAAAAGGCGUCGCUCCCUCUACAAUCAAGCCUACACGUUUGCAUGGUCCGCUUCUAAUGUUUUUCCUUCCAAUUUUUUGCGUUCCUAUUCUAAUUUCGACCGUUGCUCCUUUCUUGUUAAAAAAAAAAAAAAAAAAUCGCAAUCUUAAUUUCUCUAUUCGCAGACUCUUUGCCAGCAUCUAAUCCACGCUAAAUUUUAUUAUCAAAUUUUCAAGCCUUUUGGUUAUUCAGUUCGAUUACUACUUGAGGGGUUAGCUAAAUCUUCCAACAAAUUAAAGACCAAUGUCUGCCUAUUACCCUGCCCAUAUUGCAAAAUGAAUUACUUCCAUCUGCUACGGCCUUCCUUCAAAGUACCUCAAUAUUCUUCUGGAGGCAGUGUUUAUCUGCUUUCUACAGGUUAUGCUUCCAGGGGAAUUCACUUCAAACCAAUCAAUUUGAUCCUGCUCGCGGCAUUUCCUUCAGAUCUAUGAUUCGGACCAAAAUUCUUCACACUCUCCUCAAGCACUCAAAACCGAUGCGCAAGGUUCUGGUGUCACCUUAACAAUUCUAAAAUCAAUAAUCCUGUCCCUUCUCUGCAUGGUGAAAUUUCUUAAAAAUCCGACCUAGAAUUUCUAAAACGCACCAGCUCUAUUUUUCCUAACGGAGCCCCCUUUCCAAGGCUGUUUAGAACUCACUUAACCACUGUUCUCAAAGCUGCAGUCUAUCUACUGGCCAUUCAUUCAGAAUUGGGGCAGCUACUUCAGCAGCUGAAUGAGGGAUCUCUACAUCAGCUGUUAAGAUCAUGGGCAGAUGGUCUUCCUAAGCAUUUGAAUCAUACAUCAGACCUGAUUCAAAACCAUUAUUGAAGCUCAGCAAGCUCUCCUGUAACUAAUCAGGUAAAUUCAUGCAAUUACUGGUGGUGGUGUUACUAUAUCUGUAUGGUCUUUCAAGGCCUGUCUGUGUCUGGCCUAUCGUGGCUAUUUCUGUACGGUCUAUCGAGACCUGUCCGUGUCCGGCUAUCAUGGCUAUUUUUCUGUAUGGUCUAUCAAGGCCUGUCCCAUGUCUGCCUAUUGUGGCUAUCUGUGUCUGGCCUAUCGUGGCUAUUUCUGUACGGUCUAUCGAGACCUGUCCGUGUCCGGCUAUCAUGGCUAUUUUUCUGUAUGGUCUAUCAAGGCCUGUCCCAUGUCUGCCUAUUGUGGCUAUCUGUGUCUGGCCUAUCGUGGCUAUUUCUGUACGGUCUAUCGAGACCUGUCCGUGUCCGGCUAUCAUGGCUAUUUUUCUGUACGGUCUAUCAAGGCCUGUCCCAUGUCUGCCUAUUGUGGCUAUCUGUGUCUGGCCUAUCCUGGCUAUUUCUGUACGGUCUAUCGAGGCCUAUCUGUGUCUGGCUAUAAUGGCUAUUUCUGUACGGCCUAUCGAGGCUUGUCCGUGUCUGCCUAUCGUGGCUGUCUGUGUCUGGCCUAUCGUGGCUAUUUCUGUACGGCCUAUCAAGGCCUGUCCGUGUCCGGCCAUCAUGGCUAUUUUUCUGUAUGGUCUAUUGAGGCCUGUCCUGUGUCUGCCUAUUGUGGCUAUUUCUGUACGGCCUAUUGAGGCCUGUCUGCGUCUGCCAUUGUGGCUGUCUGCGUCUGGCCUAUCGUGGCUAUUUAUGUACGGCCUAUCGAGGCCUGUCUUGCGUCUGCCUAUCGUGGCUGUCUGCGUCUGGCCUAUUGUGGCUAUUUAUGUACGGUCUAUCGAGGCCUGUCUGUGUUGGCUAUCAUGGCUAUUUCUGUACGGUCUAUCGAGGCCUGUCCUUGUCUGCCUAUCGUGGCUGUCUGCGUCUGGCCUAUUGUGGCUAUUUCCGUUGGUCUAUCGAGGCCUGUCCGUGUCUGGCUAUCAUGGCUAUUUUUCUGUAUGGUCUAUCAAGGCCUAUCUGUGUCUGGCCAUCAUGGCUAUUUCUGUACGGUCUAUCAAGGCCUGUCUGCGUCUGCCUAUUGUGGCUGUCUGUGUCUGGCCUAUCGUGGCUAUUUAUGUAUGGUCUAUCGAGGCCUGUCUGUGUCUGGCUAUCAUGGCUAUUUUUCUGUACGGUCUAUCGAGGCUGUCUGUGCUCUGCCUAUCAUGGCUAUUCUGUAUGGUCUAUCGAGGCCUGUCUGCGUCUGCCUAUCGUGGCUGUCUGCGUCUGGCCUAUCGUGGCUAUUUCUGUUGGUCUAUUGAGGCCUGUCUGUGUCUGCCUAUCGUGGCUGUCUGCGUGAGGCCUAUCGUGGCUAUUUAUGUUGGUCUAUCGGGGCCUGUCUGUGUCUGCCUAUCGUGGCUGUCUGCGUCUGGCCUAUCGGGCUAUUUAUGUUCGGCCAAUUGGGGCCUGUCCGCGUUUGCCUAUCGUGGCUGUCUGCGUCUGGCCUAUCGUGGCUAUUUAUGUUCGGCCUAUCGAGGCCUGUCCGUGUCUGCCUAUCGUGGCUAUUUCUGUUGGUCUAUCGAGGCCUGUCGGUGUCUGCCUAUCGUGGCAUUUCUGUUGGUCUAUCGAGGCCUGUCUGUGUCUGCCUAUCGUGGCUAUUUCUGUUGGUCUAUCGAGGCCUGUCUGUGUCUGCCUAUCGUGGCUAUUUCUGUUGGUCUAUCGAGGCCUGUCUGUGUCUGCCUAUCGUGGCUAUUUCUGUUGGUCUAUCGAGGCCUGUCUGUGUCUGCCUAUCGUGGCUAUUUCUGUUGGUCUAACGAGGCCUGUCCGUGCCUGCCUAUCAUGGCUGUCUGUGUCCUGCCUAUCGUUGCUGUCUGUGUCUGGCCUAUUUCUGUAAAAUUUAAGAAGUUUAAUCUAACGUCAUUAUACUGGUCAUGCUAACUCUCUUUCUAUUUCUUCCAGGAACCUUAGGAUUCUCAACUGGUGGGUAUACUUCAUCUACUUUUUUUUUGGGGGGAAGGCUGGCCCCGUCUGGAGGUCUCGUAAUCCACCUAAUUUUGGGGGUCUGCUGCGCCCCUGCCUUCGUCUUCAGGCAGGAAAUGCAGAUUCGCUACCCUCGGAUUACGAACCAUGGACGGGGCCUUCCGCCAAAGAAAUUUAUAAUUGUGCUCGCUGAGCUGUCAAUAAAUGUAUGCUUCGUACAUUCUUCUAUCUCCCGAGUCUUUUUGGUAGAAAUGGAAGCUUUAGCCUAAGUUCUGCCAGGAAGACUCAAUCAGUUCGUCACUAAUUACCUUCAUCAUUAUCCAAUCACGUCUUUAUACUCCUGUAUAAAAGAUCGUACUUACACAUGUUUGAGUUCGCAGAUGCCAACGCGACAACAACCUCCACCCUCCCCACCACCACCAGGAUGGUCCUGUCCUUACCUUCCAGGGGGGGGUCUGCUGCGCCCCUGCCUUCGUCUUCAGGCAGGAAAUGCAGAUUCGCUACCCUCGGAUUACGAACCAUGGACGGGGCCUUCCGCCAAAGAAAUUUAUAAUUGUGCUCGCUGAGCUGUCAAUAAAUGUAUGCUUCGUACAUUC
Messenger RNA from Carassius gibelio (silver crucian carp), 5990 nucleotides. RefSeq lists its product as uncharacterized. The transcript is spliced from 3 exons. The record is from RefSeq and is a predicted model, not a curated record. NCBI's taxonomy places the organism in Eukaryota, Metazoa, Chordata, Actinopteri, Cypriniformes, Cyprinidae. Bases 3454 to 5352 code for a protein of 632 amino acids.